AUGCACCGCAUCGAACUCAUCCCUAGCUCAGCCCCAAGCUUCUUCUCGAGGUACAGGCAACCCGCACACCUUGAAGAGGAAAUUGAGCGGCAGGCGGACGAACUUCUGAAGAAGGGCAAGGUUCAGCCGUCAAGUAGCGCCUUGGGGCACAAUCCCAUGCUGGCGAAGAAAAAGGACGGCAGGUGGCGCAUGUACGUCGACUUUCAACCCCUCAAGAAGAUUACAGUGAAGCAAAAGUUUCCGAUGCCCAGACUGGACGAAAUCCUUGAUCGCUUACAGGGUUCGUGGGUAUACUCAGCAUUUGACUUCGCCGACUCCUUUUUGCAGAUCCCCAUUCAUCCGGAGAACAGGCACAAGACGGCGUUCCACACCCGCACUCGCGAAAUGUGCAGGAGCACCUGCAGCACCUCCAGCGGGUGCUGCAACUACUACGUCAAGAUCGAGGCGAUUCAGCGAUGUCCGCUACCGCUGUACACGCUGACGGACGUUCAGAAGUUCCUCGGGCUCGCCUCAUACUAUCACAAUUUCAUUCUUAGAUUCGCUCUCAUUGUUGCCCCUCUAACUGAUCUUCUUAAGAAGGAAAAGCAGUUUAUUUGGACGAAGAACGAGGACGAAGCUGCCCGACGCCUCAUCGGGCACCUGACAUCAUCCCCAGUACCCGCGCUCCCUGAUUUUGACGAGCCGUUUUUACUUACGACGGAUGCCAAUGACACCCAGUCGGGGUUAUGCUCUCUCAGCAAGCUGUUAAAUCGAAAAAGCAUCAAAUAA
This is a messenger RNA of Eimeria mitis, 768 nucleotides long. RefSeq lists its product as uncharacterized. Bases 1 to 768 code for a protein of 255 amino acids. NCBI's taxonomy places the organism in Eukaryota, Apicomplexa, Conoidasida, Eucoccidiorida, Eimeriidae. The record is from RefSeq and is a predicted model, not a curated record. The transcript is spliced from 2 exons.